Messenger RNA from Thelazia callipaeda (thelaziosis nematode), 1680 nucleotides. The record is from the annotation of a GenBank genome assembly. Lineage: Eukaryota; Metazoa; Nematoda; Chromadorea; Rhabditida; Thelaziidae.
AUGGAUGAUGUAACAGAAGAGGAUAUAUUGCAAUGGCAGCAAACAUCUGUCGGUAAUUUUAUUGGCAGUUUAAAACGAAUCAAUGAUAAUUUUGAAGGUGGUCGAACAUUCGACCUUUUUGAGAUGGAUAGAAAACAUCAGAUCCAAUCAAUUUUUUGUGAACGAUUUCAUGAAUCGUCUGCUGUUCGUCAGGAAAUACUACGUUUUCUUCGGAUUUCGGCUCGUGAUAAGAAUAAUUUAGACGAGUUAUUGUCUUCUCACUUAAUGCAGAAAGUUCUCGCUGCGGAUAUGUUAGUCAAGCAGUCUUUCCAAUUCGAUUGGGAGGUUUUUAUUCAAGCUGAAAUGUGUCUCAUCAAUUUACUUUUUAAUAGUAAUCUUGCUAGACAUGAGUUCAGCGAUAUUUCUUCAAAAUUACUACUUCAGCGAAUUAGUCUUUGCACUAAUAUUCCAAACAUACAUGAGCACUCCAGCAACAGUCAUACCGUGCAGGAUAAUACUAAUCCGAAAAUAUCAGAAUGUGAAUUUCCAUUUAAAAAUUUAAAUAAUGAGCAAGUAGAUCUUGUUACUUUUUACGAUCUCCGCAUUGCAUUUGUUGCAAGUGCAUAUUCAAAACAGUUGCAGUUGCAGUGGCUUAAAAAUGGUGGUUGUGAAGUGUAUCUGAGAAUACUGGAGCAGAGUUUGCAAUUUCCGGAACGCUUACAGCAAAAUUCAAAAUGCAGAACUUUUCUAGAACGUACAAAUUGGACAUUGAAAAUUCUUUUUAAUAUAUUUAGCUCUUCGAGUAGUGAUAUUGUUGAACCAAAUGCUGAAAAGUGUAUAUUCCUUUGCUCAAAGUUCGUGACUUUGGAAAAAGUUGAUUCGUCUAUUGAGCAAUCAUCAGUGGAUAUAAUUGCUGUCAUGCCGUUAUUUAUAGAAUUAUUGGUACCAAAAUUGGAGCAUUUAGUAGAAGAUGAUCCAAGAAUGAUUGUUCACAAUGGACGAGAUAUGACUUUUACCUGUACUUUACUUCAAGCAUUGAAGAGGCGUUUAGAUACGGAAAAUAAUGAAGAAAUUGAAUUACUUGGUACAUUUUUAACUGUUCUCAUUAGUUUGUGUUCACGGGUACAAGAAGUUCGGCGUUAUUUGCGUUUGCAAGUAAUUCCACCUCUCCAUGCAACUGAUGUUGAGCGACGACCAGAUGAAGGUAACGAAUUGCGUAAUCGUAUGAUUCGUUUGAUGAUGAGCAUGUCUAUUACGCGAGAUUUAGCUGCUGAAUUCAUAUUUAUUUUGUGCAAGAGAAAUGUUAAUCGUUUUGUAAAAUACUGUGGUUUUGGUCAUGCAGCUGGGUUACUGGUUAAUCGUGGUAUUUUGGGAGCUUUGAAUGCGUCUAGACAUUUGUCGGAUAGUGAGUCUUCAGAAACAGAAGAUUAUAAAGCAGUGGAAGCACAAAUAAAUCCAGUUACUGGAUGCAUUGAAUCUACAAAAAUGAAUCCUUUUGCUGGAAUGGCAGACGAUCAAAAAGAGUAUGAAGUGCAUCGAUUAAUGAGUGAUAUCAACGAGCUAAUGAAUAAGGGAGUGAUAACUCCAGGUCAGGUCGAUAAUGAUGGACAUUUACGACCUGUAAAUCAUGUACUUGAGCUUGUCAAAGGUGCUGAUAUGAAAAAUGAAAAAAGUGAUAGUGAUAACAAUAUUGAUAUCUGA